AUGAUAAGGAGGGGGCUGACUCUGAGCCGUGUUAUAAGACGGUUCAACCACCAAUUGGUGGAUGACCAUCAAUACUCUCUUAGAAGACUGAAGGUGAAGCAGGACGAGUCAAAAUACUACCCUUUGGCCGGAACCCUGCGCUUCAAAGAGAGGAAUCCCAAGAUUUUACGAAUUCCUGCUUUCCAGACCAUAUUUCAAGAACUUGAAACGAAAACUUUGGAGGGAACCAAUUACGUCCUACAGGGCAAAGUCGUCAGCAUACGAAGGGCUGGUAAAGGAAUGAUAUUUUUGGAUUUGGAGCAAGACAACCACAAAGUUCAGAUCGUGGCCUCCAACAAGAUGAUGAAAAUGGAUCUCCAGGCGUUUGUGGAGGUUCAUGGGGAUAUCAGACCUGGUGAUCAGGUUUCGUGUGUAGGAUUACCUGGAAGGACUAAUGUUGGUGAACUUUCGCUUAAGACAUUAGAACCUCUUCGACUAGCUUCACCUGCUCUGCAGGCGUUGCCCCCGAAACUGACAGAUCAGUCGAAGAUUCACGGGAAUAGAGUCAUGGAUUAUCUCGUGAAUAAGUCUUCGCGCGAUGUGAUCCUCACCAGAGCAGAGAUCAUAUAUGCUAUAAGAGAAAUUCUCAACGGGCACAAGUUUUUGGAGGUUCAAACACCGUUGAUUGGAUCCUCAAGUACAGGUGCAAAUGCCACCCCAUUCACUACCCAAAGUGUGCAUAUCAAAGACAAUGACGACAAAACGCUGGAUUUGCACAUGAGGGUUGCGCCGGAAAUCUGGCUGAAAAAGAUGAUCAUUUCCGGUUUCGAUAAAGUGUACGAAAUCGGUCAAGUUUUCAGGAACGAGGGAAUAGAUGCGACUCACAAUCCUGAGUUUACUACAUGUGAAUUCUACCAGACUUUUGCGACGUUAGAAGACCUUAUGGCAUUGAGUGAAGAGAUGCUGGACCAUAUUAUGGUGAGGAUCAUGUCUGAUCCAAGAUUGGCUCUCGUGGCUCACCAGCCCACUUUGGAGCUGAUAUCGGCUAUAGAUGAGAAUGGGGGACAUUUCAAAAAGCUCGAGUUCAUUCCUACUCUGGAGAGAGAAACAGGAGUCGCCCUUCCAUCAGAGCUGACCACAGAGACGCUUGUGGAGUAUUUUGAGAGGCUGAAUCUGCCGCUGCCCGAGAUCAAGUCAGCACAAAAACUUCUUAAUUAUCUCAGCGAGAAGUUCAUUGAGCCACUUUGUGGGUCAUGUCCGACCUUCAUUUACCACCAACCAGCCGUUUUAUCGCCUCUGGCAAAGUCCACCUCCAUCUCGUAUGGGGAUCAGUCGUUCGAGAUAUCACGGCGGUUCGAGAUGUUUAUCAACGGAAGAGAGUACAUCAAUGCAUACGAAGAAGAAAAUAGCCCAUUCCAACAAGACGAAAAGUUCAAGCUGCAAAUUCGUGCCAAGGAGGACCAUAAUGAUGAUGAGUCAAUCAUACCAGAUGAAAAGUUUGUGGAGGCCAUGGAAUGGGGGAUGCCUCCAACUGGGGGCUGGGGAAUGGGAAUUGACAGGCUCACUAUGUUGUUAACAGGAUCCUCGAGAAUUGACCAGGUUUUGACCUUUGGGAAGAUGAGCGAUGUUAUCAAGCAGUAA
Molecule: messenger RNA, 1620 nt
Organism: Kuraishia capsulata CBS 1993
Lineage: Eukaryota; Fungi; Ascomycota; Pichiomycetes; Pichiales; Pichiaceae
Exons: 1
Coding region: 1-1620 (539 amino acids)
Biological process (GO): mitochondrial lysyl-tRNA aminoacylation
Cellular component (GO): cytoplasm; mitochondrion
Molecular function (GO): ATP binding; tRNA binding; lysine-tRNA ligase activity
Source: RefSeq, a predicted model, not a curated record